GUUACGUAACAUUAUUUCUUUUUUUAUAUAAAAAAAUAGGGAAAUAAAACUCCCAAAUUGGCAACCCUUUUCGUUUACGUUUUACGGGGAAUCUCUCGAUUGUAUUAGUCUGGUCGCCAUUUUUAAUUUGUUCUCGCAUGUUGGUAAACCUUUUCGUUUAUAUUUCACGGGGAAUCCCUAGAUUGUAUUGUACGUCAUUUAAUGUUGUUUUUGUUGUCAGUAUUCGUUAGUGUUUAUGCAGAAGCAAAUUGCUGUAGUCGCUGUUAUUAAAGUGAGUUCAUAGUGUUCAUACUGUAAUGUCCUCAAAAGAAGGAGAUUUGUAUUAUCAGCUGUUCUUGGCCUAUAAAGGCUCUCAUGCUGACUUGCCAGCGCAAGUAUGUCAAAAAAAUGCCAAUGAAAUUUGGAAAACGGCUAAAGAAAAACUAAAAAACAAAGAAAAGUUUAUAGAACAUAUAAAUGAUGUUAUACGAGAGUUGAAGGUGAAGGCCACGAAGAAGAAAGCAACAAUGCUUAGUUAUUUUACACAACUACCUAUGCAAACAUCAAGCACGCCAGCAACACUAUGGCCCAAUGCUCCCUCGACUUCGCGUGCUCCUCAACAAAAACAGGAUUCGAAUGUUGUAGCUUCAUCCACGUGUUCAUCUCUCAUGGAAUCGAUUGUCGCAGUCGCUGGACAUGAAAGCACUGCCGUCAAACGAAAGAUGAGCGAUAUCCACGAGGAGCAAAGUCAGAAUACUGAUGGGGAAACUGUGGAGACAUCGUCUACGGAACCAGACAAGACUUUGGUUGAUUCGGUCAUCACUAAAAAUGUUCCAAGCAAACCGGCUCAAGAAACUCUUAUGAAGAAAAUUGGUCUACUGCAACAAAAAAUAAAUGUUCUCACUGAAGCAAGGGACACUGGUAUAGCCAAAGAUGAUGUUCAUGACGAAAUAAAAAAGCUACGCAAAGAGUUGAAAGAAGAAGAGAAAUGUUUGAAGAAAAAAAGAGACUCUGCUAAGCGUGCAAAAAAAUUUCGAGCCAAAGAAAAACUGGAGAAAACUGAACGUCAGAGAAACAAUCCUGCUGCAGCACAACCUCGAACUGGCCCUGGACAGCCCUCUUUAGUUGACUCGCAACCUGCUCUCCUAGAGACCAUAAUUAAUAUUGCCAUUCAUGGCAGCGCUGCUGAUGAACGCCGCCGAACAGAGAUGAUUAGGAGUUGUCUCACUCUGUCCGACCUGCAUGAAAGGCUGUUGUUAAUGGGAUUCCAAAUUUCUCGAAGCGGCACAUAUCUUCAUUUACUCCCACGCGUUUCUAACACACAAGAGGGAAGAAGACACGUACGUACUGUACCCGUAAAGUUAGCAAGACCACAGACCGAGAUGCACAAAAAACACGAGGACGGGGAAUUUUGCACUGCUACAAUCAGGUCAUUGGAAUCUCUCGCUUCGCUUCUGGGACCGCAGCAAGUAUUCGUUCUCUCACAAGACGAUAAGGCACGUGUACCGAUAGGUUUACCGGCAGUAAAAAGUCAGAGCCCUCUUUUAAUGCAUAUGGAAUACAGAAUACUUUUACCUGAUCAUGACUGGGUCGUGGCAGAGCGGCACAAACUUAUUCCUUCUGUAUACGCCGGCGUCAACGUAGAACCUAACAAUUUCGGUAGGGAAGAAGCUGUUGGGUACAGCGGGCCGACACACAUAUCCAUAAGGAGCGGGAAACACUCAUCCUCCACAGCGAACACCCACGCUUAUGAUUUCGAAUCACUUUUAUCAAUACCUUCAUUCAAAUCCUUAAUGAUGACAGAAUCGAACACCGUGAAGCCAGUAAUCAUCAUCUUUGUAGAUGGUGGGCCGGACGAAAACCCGCGUUAUCGCAAAGUCAAGAACUUUGCGAUUGAACACUUUAAAAAAUACAACCUGGACGCCCUGUUUAUAGCGACUAAUGCUCCUGGGCGGAGCGCAUAUAACCGAGUUGAGCGUCGCAUGGCUCCCCUCAGCAAACGACUGGCAGGCGUCAUUUUGCCUCAUGAACAUUUUGGUUCUCAUCUCGACGACAAAGGAAUGACUACGGAUGAUGAUUUGGAAAAACGCAAUUUUCAGCACGCUGGGGAAACACUUGCAGAAGUGUGGAGAGAAAUGAAAAUUGAUAAUUAUGACGUUUCGGCGGAGUAUAGACAGCCCGAAGAUAGCAUGCAGGAUCCAGCAGAACCAAAUCUGGCGUGGUAUAGCGUUCACGUCCGUGAAUCGCAAUAUUUCUUACAGGUUAUAAAAUGCGCAGAUGAAUCCUGCUGUUCACCACCGAGAAGUGCAUUGAAAUCUGUGUUUACGGAUACUUUCAUGCCGCCACCUUGCCCAAUACUUCAAACCCCAAGCAAGCUCGUAGUACCCAGUUUGUUAGACAAAGGAAAAUCCAAGUUUUCGCCACUUCUUGUAAGGUUGUCCGUUAAUCUGUCACCUCCUCUAGAAGGGUUUAAGCAGAUGCCUUACGAUUUCUUUUGUCCAUCUGUACAAUCCGACCUAAAGAAAAAAGUAUGUCCAACCUGUGGGAUCUAUUUCACAUCUCACAGGAGUGUUCAAAUGCACUGUCGUUACGUGCAUGGCAAGACUGUCCAAGACCAUUGUGAAACUAGAGUACGGCCACAGCGCCUUGCUGCCAGAAGGGCAAAUGAGCUUCUCUGCAUUGUGCGUCGUUAUGAAACAUCGUCUGAGGAUGCUGACUGGCUCGACGAAGACGAAGUUGAUGCAAGUGGCUUAACAAUUCCAGAACCGUCUUCGUCUGCACUCCAGGUGCCAGUGAUGAAAGAAUCUGAGUGGCUAGCAAACCCGUGGACAGAGGAGCAGUAAUUUCAAUCGAAUUGUUUUUAUAGACCUACUUAGAUACUUGGUUAAUAGUUGAUUAUUUUUUAAUUUUGUUAAGAAUACGAUUUUAUUUCGAGUAAAAUGUUUAAUUUCAGUUGGGUUUCUGUUUAUAAUUGCAUUGCCAAAGGUUAAAAUAAAUAUGUUAUUUUAUUUGAAGAAUUUAUUAGUAAAAAAGCUAAAAUACUUAGGAGAAUGAAGGAGAAAAACAAUUGUGUUUUGUAAAGCCAAAAAUUUAUAAAAAAAUAAACAAAAUACGCAGGUGUUGCGAAUUAAAAAUCUCUUGUUUUAUUAUAAGGCAAUUAAAACUAUACGAAGGAUAAAAACUAUAACA
Messenger RNA from Agrilus planipennis (emerald ash borer), 3168 nucleotides. RefSeq lists its product as uncharacterized. The transcript has 3 exons. The record is from RefSeq and is a predicted model, not a curated record. Bases 297 to 2822 code for a protein of 841 amino acids. NCBI's taxonomy places the organism in Eukaryota, Metazoa, Arthropoda, Insecta, Coleoptera, Buprestidae.